UUUGUUAGUUUUGUCUUCAUGCGCGAGGGGCGCUUCACCCGGAAGGGGUACUUUUUUCGGCACAACACGAAGCCACCCUUACACACAGUCGAUGAGUUUCAAAGGUUUUUGGAGGUCGGAGAUACAUGCACAAAAUGGAGGACUCCAGCAGCAGCAAGCCGUGUGUGGUGACAUCGUCGCUCAACUUCAAAGUCACCACCCCAUCCUUCUACAACCAGCCGAAGAAGUUCGCUUCUGUGGCACCACCAAAGCCUAAAAGUUUGACUCCUCCCACAGCUCCAUCACCAACGCCACUCGGCACAGCUGUUAUCGGUCGAGUUGGGGACCUGCCUCCACCACCCUCUUCACUCUGCGAUGACUUCCCACCCCCUCCUCCUCCACUGGAUGAUUUGCCAGCCCCUCCCCCUGAAUGCCACCACCCAUCCUCUGAUGCUGCUCCUGCUUUCCCUGCUCCACCUCCGUUGGUGGAUGACCUGCCCCUCCCUGCUCCCCCUGAGGAGAGUGCCUGUCCUCUUGCCUGUCCCCCCCCUCCUCCCCCUCCUCCUCCUCCACCACUUCCUGUCUCCAGUACCAGUGUUCCUAAUGCUGCUGGGACCCCACAGAGAACAAUGGAGAAGCAAACCAGCUUCGAUAAGCAACUUGAUUCUCUGACUGGUUUGUUGUCGGAGAUGGAAACGAGGGGACCUUUUAAUCCUAAGUUACCCAGCCAGUAUUCAGCAGCACCAACAUCCAGACCUUCAGCCCCUCCAACAGCUCCCAAACCAGCACUUUCCUUUCUACCACCUGCUGAGAUGGGAGACCGCCCUCCUCCUGCACCCUGGGCAGAAGAACUGAAAGCCAGAACAAACAGACACUCCAAUAACAGCUCCGGUCCAAACGCUGCCCCCGCUGUGGCUCCCAAAUCCAAUUUUGGAGCGAAGGGCACAACAUCGUCUGCCUCACUGGCCCAAAAAAUCAACCAGAACCUGAACCAAACUAGCGUUGCACCAAAAUCUUCCCCUUCCAUAGCCACCAGCUCAUUCCCUCCUCCUCCUGCAGCUCCGCCUGCACCUCAUGCUGCAGCUCCACUUGCACCUCAUGCUGCAGCUCCACUUGCACCUCGUGCUGCAGCUCCGCCUGCACCUCCUGCUGCAGCUCCGCCUGCACCUCGUGCUGCAGCUUCGCCUGUAAUUCCUGCUGCAGCUCCGCCUGUAAUUCCUGCUGCAGCUCCACCUGCACCUCCUGCUGCAUCUCCACCUGCACCUUAUAAUGUGGCUGCUCCCCUAGCCCCUAAUCAUGUAAAGACUUCUCCUUUUGGUAGUCAUGCGAAUGCAAACCAGAACCCUUCUGCUGCUGUGCCUCCUCCUCAACCCAAGAUGAUGGCGCCUCCAUCCUCCUCCUUUACCCAGCCGAUGAAAACCAGCCCUGCAUCAACGCCAUCGCCUCCUGGCCCAGUUCCUAUCCCAGGUGGCGGUGCCCCUCUAAACAUGAGGGAAGUGGAGGAGCUCGAGCAAAUGACGAAGGACUUCAUCAGAAACAUGGACAGACAGGCUCCUAUCAUCACUUCCCCUCCAACAGAGGUUUGUGGGAAGUGUGGCGAGGCUCUGUCUCGUACGCAGCCAGCUGUGAGGGCCAUGGAGAAACUCUUCCACUCCAACUGCUUCUGUUGCAUGAGCUGCCACCGCCCCCUGCAGGGCAUGCAGUUCUACGACAGGGACGGCUCGCCGCAGUGCGAAGACUGUUACAUUAGUUCUCUGGCCGUGUGCUCUCGAUGUGGGGAGAGGAUCACGGACCGCGUGCUGAAGGCUGUGGGACAAAGUUUCCACACCCACUGUUUCCGCUGCAGCACCUGCUCCUGCGUACUGGAUGGGGCGCCCUUCAUCACCGAUGACAACAACAACCCAUACUGUGUCCAGGAUUACCACAGGCGUUUCUCUCCUCUGUGUGUGAGCUGUAAUGAACCCAUUGUUCCUGCGCCGGGCAGCGAGGAAACGGUCCGAGUGGUGGCCCUCGACAAAAACUUCCACCUCAAGUGUUACCGCUGUGAGGACUGUGCUCGGCCUCUCUCCAUUGAGGCAGAUGAAAAUGGCUGCUACCCACUGGAUGGCAGGAUCCUGUGCAUGAAGUGCCACACCAAACGAGCCACGCAGGCUGCACACUGAUCGGCUGCUGCAGCAACGCUGUUGAAACACAAACCAAAAGCACAGGAUUUACUCAGCUGCACAUUUGCCUUUGCAACAGGAGUUUAUUCAGUAAAUGUGUGUAAGUGAGAGUGUGCAUUGUGGAAAAUGUGCGUCUGCAUGCAGAGACAGCGUAGCGUUCCUCUUGUGUUCAUCCUCUUUAACCAGUGCAGAGGUAAUGUACUGUACUGGACUAAACUCCUUUUCAGUUCUUAUUCCAGAUCUUUAAUGUUCCAGUCUCCCUCUUGUAGCAUAGUUUUGUGCCAAAUCAAUGUUUACGCUAAAAUUACAGCAUAACUUGCACAAGAGCCGUCUGAUAAAGUUGCCUUUCUUUCUAUAUUGCCUAAAUAUUGUAAAUAGGACCAAUAAUAUGUUUCCAUUUGAAAACUUUCAUACAGACACAGUAGUAUCAAAUGGUUAAAAGUAUCGUCAGCCUCAUCGUUACACACAUUUCACCACUUUGGUUGGCUGGUGGUUGAAGACUUUGUCCAAUGUUGUGCCUGCGAAUGCGGCUACUGAUGCUUUCCUGCAUAGAAAAGUGCUUUCUAUCAGCUCUGAUUGCAAUCAUCAAGACCUGCAACGCCAAAAAAAAAAAAAAAAA
Nematolebias whitei (Rio pearlfish) is the source of this 2760-nucleotide messenger RNA. It is a transcript of the gene zyx, whose product is annotated as zyxin. Gene Ontology annotation, biological process: integrin-mediated signaling pathway; transforming growth factor beta receptor signaling pathway. NCBI's taxonomy places the organism in Eukaryota, Metazoa, Chordata, Actinopteri, Cyprinodontiformes, Rivulidae. The transcript has 10 exons. The record is from RefSeq and is a predicted model, not a curated record. Bases 126 to 2141 code for a protein of 671 amino acids.